Messenger RNA from Perkinsus marinus ATCC 50983, 330 nucleotides. RefSeq lists its product as hypothetical. The record is from RefSeq and is a predicted model, not a curated record. The transcript is spliced from 3 exons. NCBI's taxonomy places the organism in Eukaryota, Perkinsozoa, Perkinsida, Perkinsidae. The annotation marks the transcript as partial.
AUGGAGAUAUGGAUUUAUAUUAGAGCGACGGGCCCUGGUUUGCAUCCUCCUCGUGAGAGGGAAGGCGACAAUGAGGCGAUGAAGGCGGCGCGACGCAGAACUGACCGACAGGCUGCUGUAUUUUAUAUGCUAUGUAACGCUGGUGUGGUACGACAAUACAAUGAGUUGUCCCAGGAGAGGAAGUGGAAGUUGAGCGGAGAGGAGUGGGUAUUUGGUCCUUCUUCGAGCAGCAACACUCGCUUGGAGAGCUGUGAAUUCGAGUGUGCUGAGUUCAGUAGAGUUGAUCGCCAUAGAAUGGUCCUGGUUGAUACAGCUACGAAGAAUCUUCUG